This is a messenger RNA of Parathielavia appendiculata, 3816 nucleotides long. RefSeq names its product Med5-domain-containing protein. NCBI's taxonomy places the organism in Eukaryota, Fungi, Ascomycota, Sordariomycetes, Sordariales, Chaetomiaceae. The transcript is spliced from 5 exons. Gene Ontology annotation, biological process: regulation of transcription by RNA polymerase II. Gene Ontology annotation, molecular function: transcription coregulator activity. The record is from RefSeq and is a predicted model, not a curated record. Bases 177 to 3500 code for a protein of 1107 amino acids. Gene Ontology annotation, cellular component: mediator complex.
UGCAGGAUAGUCGACCUUGCAUCUGGACAGUAUACGGAUCGUACGCAGCAUCUGGCUAGCCAUCUUACAUCACGCUUCAAUACAUAAACAUGUAACGCGCGCUGAAUCGCUUGCCUAUUAUCUUCCUCCCCUUCCCACACCAUAUUCAUCCCUACGCGACCGUCAAUGCGCCAACCAUGGACCGAGACGCCCACGAAGACUUGCCGGCCGCCAUAGCGGCGUGGUCCUGGUUCCUCAAGUGCUGCUUUCGCGACAGAAUCAGCCCGGACAAGUUCGCCGCCCUCGCCCCGGUCCACUUCGCCAACCAUCGGUAUCCGCUUCCCGCUGUCGUCGCCGCCGACAUCUUGCUGCGUCCGACCGAGGACUGCAACUACAGACUCGACCCCCUUGCCGUGGCCUACCUGACACAUCUGCUCGAGCAGCAGCGCGUCGACGCGGCCUCCAUCUUGAGGGCCCUGUUCAAAUACUCGACCAUACACGUUAGGGUGCAGGGGAUCCAGGGCACCAACGCUUUGGCUGGCCAUGGAAGUAACAAGGAGGGGGAGACGACGAGCGACGGUGACGGGGCGCAGAAGAAGCGCCAGAUUCUGAGAUGGAAGAAAUCGUACCACGAGGAGCAGCUCAUUUUCUCGCGUCUUGCCAACGCCGUGAAAGAGGGCACCGCCAUCAAGAGGUGCAGGAGUGUCGUCGAGGUCGCCAGAGUCCUGGCGAAAUGGAUGCCUCUCCUCGCCGAGGCCGCGGACGACUUCUCGAGGGACCCAUGGGGCACUCUCAAUGGCUUGCAGGGGAGGGAGACAUACCGCGCGCUUCAAGGUUUGCGCGUGAAUGACGAAACAGAACGCUCCAGGAAGGCCUUCAUCCUGUUUCUUGCCGCCUUCAGCGACAACUCGUUGGUUCGCUACACGUUGGAGAAGCCGCUCUGCAAAGGCACUUGCAAAUUGCUCUCGGACGCCUUGCGGCGCUUCAUGCCAUGGGUCAUGCAAGUGUCGCCCGAUCUUGUCACGCGAUUGGACCUGUUCCGCACCGAAACCCUAUGCAAGCAUCUGCCCGCCGACAAAAAGGAGGCCGACGAGGCGCUUAGCUACAUGGAUGGCCUCAUUAACCUUGACAACGUUCCGGUUCCCGAGGUACCCGUCGUCAACUCCAGAGCCGGCCUCUACAUCUACCUCAGCGCUGCACUCGUUGGACGCCCCAUGGUUGAUGAUAGCGCUCUGUUCACAUACUUACACAACAGAUAUCAGGGAGACCUACAAUCCACAGCAGUACAGCUUAUCCUGGCAUCUUUUGACCUUCUCGCCAACGCCGUAUUUCGCAACGAGGGCGUCAAGACUGGCCACCUGCUCAAGUCGUUUGUCGUAAACAAAGUCCCCCUGAUCCUCGUCUCGUUGGCCUCCACGUCGUCCAUGUAUCCCUUCAACCCGGAGAUGUGCAUCACCGAGGCCCUCCGGCAGGUGGACACCAAUGUCUUCCCCACGCUAUCCGGCAUGUUCGAGAUGUCCAACACAAAUUCUUCGUUUCACGACUCGGUCCGCCAGGACUUCUGCUUCUCUUGUCAGCUCCAUGGGCUCCUCUCCCCGGCGGCCAUAGAGAGUCUUCUGGGUGACAUCACAUACCAAUCCUUGCCUGACGAGGGCCGCUAUGUGAAGGAGACCCUGGUCCAGUCGUGUCUCCAAGAAGUUGACAGAACACUGAAGCUUAUCGCUGAGUUGGAUAAUAUGAAUGGCAACGUGGGUGCCGCUGCUCAGGCCAUCAUCGAGGUCAUUGGCAGCCUCUGCCGAAACAGAGAGACAAUGACACUCAAGCACUUGUGCGGUCAGCUUGCCGCCAAGCCGCUCUCUCUGGACGUGCUUCUUCUGUUCGACAGGCCACAGAAGAUUCUCCACCCACUGUGCGAGUUGCUCGACAACUGGGCAGGCUACGAAGAGGACCAGGGCGAGUACCAGCCCGUCUAUGAGGAGUUUGGGUCCAUCCUCCUCUUGCUGCUGGCCUUCGUCUACCGGUAUAGCCUCUCACCUGCGGAUUUGGGCAUUCGCUCGCCAGACUCCUUCGUGGGCAAGCUGUUGAGCGGAGGUAAUCUCUACCGCCCGCUUGAGGAGCUCAAUGAGCAGGAAAAGUCUCACCUGAACGGCUGGAUUCACGGGCUCUUCGACACUGAGGCCGGCGGUCUCGGCGAUGAUCUCAUGGCUUCAUGCCCACCACAGGACUUUUACCUGCUCAUGCCCACGCUCUUUCACCAGAUCGCCAUGGGGCUCAGCGCGGGAUAUCUCACGGACGACAUGCUUAAAGGCGGUCUCGAAUAUCUUGUCGAUGUCCUCUUGUUACCGUCUCUGGUACCCGCGCUCCUUUAUCUCUCCAACCAGCUUUGGGUGAGCGGGCCGCAGAUCCAACCCGCCAUCAUUAAGAUUCUCCAGGUCAUUGUUCGGCCAAGUUCCAUUUCAGACGAGGCAUCCCACAUGCUCUCGUCAGUCCUCAACAUCGUCGCCAAACCGCUCGAACACGCCCUCCGCUCGUACCAGCGACAGGACCCGAAAUGUCAAGAGGUCGAGCCGCUCCUGCGGGCCAUCAAGGAGAACCUUGAGCUAUCCCGUCGCACCGGCGGUGCUGACCAUAACGAGCUCGAGUCCUGGUGCGGCACCCACCUUAACAACGGCACCAACGGCGCCGCUGCCCACAGCGGCCUCCCCGCCGCCGUCCGGCACACAGUGCAGAGCCUGGUCCAGUGGGCCCAACACCCGCCACUCAACGGCAUGCCGGCGACAUACACACACCGCCAGACCCUGGCGGCCGUCAAAAUGUGCGGCGCGAAACGCAUCCUAUCCAUCCUCCUCGAUGAACUCAAGUCCCUCACCGACAGCCCGCAGGCAAGCGCCGCCUACGACGUCGUCACGGCAGUCAUCUGCGCACCCGACGUUACCAACGACACCUCCCUGGCGUCUUCGUCGUCGUCUUCCUCCCACUCUCCGUCCGCCACAACAACCGCCGCCGUAGCCUCACAACCCAAUGUCACAGACCACCGCAUUUCCCUCCGCCAAGCCCUCAAAGCCGAAGCGGAAUACUGGAAACGGAUCCGCAAGACCGACCCGGCACUGUCGGAUACGGUCGUCCGGCUCUACCGACGCGUCGAGGCGCAGAUGGCGCUGCCGCCGCCCGCGCCGUCGGCAGAGGACGAGGCUGUGGUCGCCGCUGCGACAGCGGCCAUGCUAUCGACGCAGCCUGAGCUGGGCGGGUUGGGGAGCGAUGUCGUGCUGGAGGAUGCCCUUGCUGCGGCUGCUGCUGCCGGUGUGCAUGAUGGCAUGGUGAUGGACACGAGCGGGUUGGAUGGUGCGGGCCAUGGUGGUGUGCCGGAUCUGGGGUCGUUGGGAGGGGGUGGUGACUUGGCUGGGGACGGGGCGGCUGGCGGCACGGGGGGGUUGGAUUUGGGGGGUGAUGGAUUCUUUGGGAGGUUGGCGGGGGUGAGAGAGAUGGAUUUUGGGGCUUUUGAUAUGGAUACUGAGGGCUAGAAGCUCUAUAUGUCGUGGGUAGUGGGUGAGGCUAUAUUGCGGAGAGAUUGAAGCGAUGGAAUUGGAUUGCGGGAUGAGGAAGAGACUUAGUUCGAUGCGCUAGAGUUGCGGAUGGCGAGGUGUUUUGUUUUAAUCCACGGCGUAAAAUUUGUCAAUGGAUGGGCUGCAGCGACACUACCACGGAUGUUUUUUCUUUCUUUUUUUGGUGUGUUGGGCGCAAUUUGGGCUUGAUUCCAGAGUCAGGAGUGCCGGGAAUGAGGUCUUGGUUCACGUGGUAUCUUAUAGAGGCUGGUGGUCUCACAAGGGGCCAGGACAG